CCCGCCCACGCUGUUUUUUGACGUCUCUGACCGUUGGCGCCGUUGGUCGCGAGCGCUCGGUUGGUCGCCUCCUUCGAGGAGGAGGAGCCAAAAUGGCGGCUAAGAUAGCAAAAUGGGUGGCUCUUCCUACGGCCUUGGCAGGUGCAUCUAUUGUACAUGCUGCAUCUGAAGAGGAACCAGAAUCUCGUCGCAUGAAGGCACAUCAGCUUCCUAUUUAUAAUGCACCACCUCUUAAUUCAAAAUACAUCGAUGAAAAGCCUGGCCGCUUGCAAAGUAGGAUUUCAUCAGUAAGAAACACAACAAGUUACUAUGUCAAUGGGUGCAAGGAUGCUUAUCUCUUUGUCAAAAAUGGGAUAAUAUCAUCUGUACAGUUUGGAAAAGAUGCCUAUGUUUACCUGAAGAAUCCACCUCCAGAAUUCCUUCCCAAAGUUGGUAUGAUUACAGUUUCAGGACUGACUGGGCUAGUCCUUGCAAGAAAAGGAUCUAGAUUUAAGAAGAUUUGCUAUCCCUUGGGACUCUGCACAUUGGGCAUAUCUGUUUGCUAUCCAGCUCAGUCAGUAAUUAUUGCAAAGGUAAUAGGUGGAAAGGCCUAUGCUGCAAGCCAUAAAACCUAUGAAACAGUAGGAUUGCUAUGGACCAAAAAGUCCACUACAGAAGUUCUCCUCACCCAGGAUAAGGAUACUCAGCAGCAAGUACUGGGAGCAGUUCCAGGAACAGACCAUAUUGUCUCAGAAGCUCGGAAGAUAGCCCUUGAAUCAGAAGAAAAGGUGAAAUCAUCACAAAUGCAAUUUCAUGCAGAGAAGACACUUCCGCAGACAGAUUCUGUGCCUUUGAUAGCUGAAGCGAAACCGCCAAGUGUCAGAUCAGAUGCGUUGAAGGCAACAAAGUUUAAACCAGACCCCAGCCUCAUGGACCAUGGCCAGUCCAUCCCAGAAGAUGUGGAUAUGUACAGUAACAGAAGCUAACAGCACAAACUCCCAAAAUUUUGGAACACAAUAAUGAUGGGACAUUAAAAUGGGGAAAAUUGUGAUCUGUAUGGUGGUAUUUGAUCAGGUAAUUCUUCAACCUGAUCUUUAACUGUACAGCCAGUUCACUCGCCCUUCAUUUCCACUGUAUCAUUUUUCCCCUAUUACUUAUUGCUACAAGUGUUCUUUUAAUUUUUGCAAAUCACGAGACAGCCAAAGGAUUUCAGAUGAGAUUGUCAUUGUCAAGCUGGUUAUUAAUAUAAAUCACUUGGAGAAAUAGAUUUCUGUGCCACUCCUCCACAGAUAAUGAAGUGAUAAUGAAAACAGAAAUAUUUAAACUUAUUUUCCUUGGGC
Messenger RNA from Lacerta agilis (Sand lizard), 1319 nucleotides. RefSeq names its product apolipoprotein O like (gene APOOL). The record is from RefSeq and is a predicted model, not a curated record. Gene Ontology annotation, cellular component: MICOS complex. Gene Ontology annotation, biological process: cristae formation. The transcript is spliced from 9 exons. Lineage: Eukaryota; Metazoa; Chordata; Lepidosauria; Squamata; Lacertidae. The coding region runs from base 93 to 965 and encodes 290 amino acids.